This is a messenger RNA of Fusarium fujikuroi IMI 58289, 684 nucleotides long. RefSeq lists its product as uncharacterized. Lineage: Eukaryota; Fungi; Ascomycota; Sordariomycetes; Hypocreales; Nectriaceae. The transcript is spliced from 2 exons. The record is from RefSeq and is a predicted model, not a curated record. The coding region runs from base 1 to 684 and encodes 227 amino acids.
AUGACACAGCCUCACACACAAGGCAAUAUUUUCUACCACCAGGCUGUUGGACAUUCAGUCCCAGCCAAUAACGAACUUUUGCCCAACAACGCAGGUUCGGGUGGCUUUCCUGUGAAUCACCAGCUAGCAGGGCAUUUCGAACUAGAGGGAAGUCCCAUCUGUCGGUCAUUCGACUCCGAUUCUGGUGACUUGACCCGGAAUAUAGCUGAUCACAAGGAUCAGGUUAAUCCAUUUCAGGGGUUUCUCACGAACCAACGUAAUCGAGCCCAAUCGAGCCCAAUCGAGCCCAAUCGAGCCUCCAAAAUCCCUUCGCCACACAGCCUGACCACAGUCCUGCACAAGAGCCACUCAUCUGACGAAGAGAUGAUGGAGGAGCAACUGGAACACGCUCCCGUCGUUCCUCAGGCUCCAGGUGGUCGUCGACGAAAGCGCAAGGGACAAAGGGACAAAGCCCAAGACCGGAAUCAGAAGCGUAAAUUCCAGGCCAAGAAGGGGAGAGAGCGCCGUCAUGGGCAAGGUGGUCAACCUCAUCCAUUGGGGCCACAAAGACAGGGGGGAAGUCAAGGAGAAGCUUGGCGUGAUACGGGGAAUCCGCCGCAGCCUGCUUCGCGGUUCAAUCCUCCAACUGGACCGAGGGCAUGGAGACAACAGCAUGGUGGGCGUGGUACAGUUUCAUACGAAUGA